AUGUCGCUCCCUGUAACGAACCUGGCGCAGUCGAGCGCUGCGCUACAGAUCGAGCCCGCCUCUGCCGACACAACAGUACAAACGUCUACCUCUCGCACCGUCUCCUCUGAUCCAUCGGAUCCCAUCCCAGACGCCCCAGACGAAAGCCAUAGCGAGUCCUCUCGGAGUGCCGCUAAUUCCAGCCAACAUGCAGCACAUAUCUCCACGGCCGGAGAAGAAAAGUCGGGCUACGAAUACAAUCCCGGCGUACGCGCUUUUGUCGGAGGUAAGCACAGAGAAAAGUGGUUCCAGGUUUGGCGACCCAAGGACCCCCCACCUGCUCCUCCCGCCAGUCUUGACGACGCUACGCUUAUUCCACUCGCAAACGCCAAUGUCAUUAGCCGCAUCUUCUUCCAGUGGAUGACCCCUAUCAUGGUGCUGGGUUAUCAGCGACCUCUUGAAGCUACCGACCUCUGGGUGCUCUCCGAAGACCUCAGUGCCAAGCAGCUCGGCGGUCAGCUCAACAAGGAUUGGGAGCGCCGUGUUCGCGAAGCCAAGGAUUACAAUGCUAAGCUUGUCUCGGGCGAGAUCCGGCCCGGGUGGAGGAGACGCACCUCUUGGGCUCUGCGAUCCGUGCUCAAUCCCAAAGGCGGCGAUGUCAAGCAACGCGAAGCGAGCUGGAGAGCUCCACCCAGGCCUGCUCCUGCCGCUGCUGCUCCUGCUGGACCUCCUACGUCUGGUCCUUCCCAAGCCAAAGUUACCAAAGACUCCUCGGGCCACAAAAAGCCGUCGCUUGUCUGGGCCAUGCACGAUCAACUUGGUUGGAAGCUGUGGUCUGGUCUCUUGUUCAAGAUCGUUGGCGAUACUUCGCUCAUCACCUCGCCGCUCGUGCUCAAAGCCAUCAUCAAAUUCGCUCAAGAGCUAUACGCGGCUCAUGCACGCGGAGAACCUGGUCCGCCCGUCGGCCGUGGGGUCGGUUUGUCCUUUGCCCUAUUCUUCAUGCAGAUCAUCUCGUCUCUAGGCACUCAUCAGUUCUUCUGGCGCUCCAUGUCGUGUGGCGUCGAGUCACGAGCAGCGCUCAUCACCGCCAUCUUUGACCGUGCCAUGAAAAUGAAUGGUAAAGCUCGAUCAAGUGGUAAGCUCAUCAACCAUAUCUCUACCGACUGCAGUCGUAUCGACUUUGCCUCGGCUUGGUUCUCCAUAGUCUUUGCUGCGCCUAUCCAGAUGAUCAUCUGCAUCAUCAUUCUCCUUACCCAGCUCGGUCCCUCGGCGUUGGCCGGUUUUGCCAUCUUUGUCAUUGCCACUCCUCUUCAAUUACAGACCAUGAAGGCGCUUUUCAAGUUCCGACGAGGUUCUAUGAAAUGGACUGAUGCAAGAGCAAAGACCAUUCAAGAAGUCCUCGGAGGCAUGCGCAUCGUCAAGUCAUUCUCGCACGAAGCCAAAUUCCUCGAGCGCAUCUACGACAUUCGGAAGAACGAGCUGAACGGCAUCCGCAAGAUCCUCAUCCUUCGAUCCGCCAACAAUGCCAUCGCAUUUAGCUUGCCCAUCCUAGCGGCUGUCCUCGCUUUUGUUGUCUACAGCCUCACCGGUCACGACCUCAAUCCCGCCAUCGUCUUUCCUUCGCUCACGCUUUUCCAGCUGCUUCGAAUGCCGCUCAUGUUUCUGCCUCUCUCGCUCUCGGCCACUACCGAUGCCAAGAAUGCCUUUGAUCGUCUUUACACUGUCUUUACUGCAGAACAGCUCGAAGACACAGUCGAGCACGACGAGAACAGCAAGCACGCUCUUGUCGUUCGCGAUGCUUCUUUCCGCUGGGAGACUGUCGAGGCAGACGAGGCGCUCCAGUCCAAAGCUAAGCCCAAAAAAGGCGCCAAGGGUGCCGCUGCAGAGGUCCGGUCAGCAUCUCGUACAGACAUGUUCAGCAAAGCCAAGAGAGGGGCGAAAAUGUCGCCUGCUGUUCCUGUCACCAACGAACCCGGUCUUCCCACACCCGUGUCGGCCAAGAUGCCUGACAGCGACAACGCACGACGUUUGCAACAGAUUCGAUCCGAACAGAACGACUCUGCUGCUGAUGGAAAUGUUGAGGCGAUUGUCACCGAGGCGCAGCUAGAACCCACGCUUGGAGAGGCUACUAGCGCCGAAAAGACCGUCGAGGAGGUGCAGGAGCCCUUCUCCAUGUCUCACGUCAAUCUCUCAAUUCCCAAGGGUGAGCUGGUCGCCAUCGUCGGUCCCGUCGGUUCCGGCAAGUCGUCCUUCCUUCAGGCCUGCAUUGGUGAGAUGCGCCAGACUAGCGGUUCAGUUCAGUGGGGAAGCGAGCGCGUGGCGUAUUGCUCACAGAGCGCCUGGAUCCAAAACGCAACGGUGCGCAAUAACAUUCUUUUUGGACAGCCUUUCGACGAAGAGCGCUACUGGCAUGCGGUCAAGGUCUCUGAACUCGAAGCGGAUCUUGCUAUGUUGCCCGCUGGUGAUCUUACCGAGAUCGGUGAAAAGGGUGUCAACCUCAGUGGUGGCCAGAAGCAACGAGUCAACAUCGCACGUGCACUCUACUACAAUGCCGAUAUCGUCUGUCUCGACGACCCGCUCUCUGCCGUCGACGCGCACGUCGGCAAGGCGCUUUUCUACAACGCGAUCAUGGGUCUACGUGCCAAAGGCGCUACCGUUUUCCUCGUCACCCACGCCCUCCACUUCCUCCCCGAUGUUGACCGCAUCAUCACGCUCGAAGACGGCCACAUUGCCGAGAUGGGCACGUACGAUGAGCUCAACAGCGCCAAUGGGCCAUUCCAACGUCUGGUGGUCGAGUUUGGUGGCGAAAAGGAGAAGAACGAGGAGGAGGAGAAAGGAGACGAGGCCGAAGCUAUCGAGGACGCAGAAAACGAUGAGAACAAGGGCAACAUUCUCGACCGUAGCAAACUUUCUGGAGGCAAGCCCGGUGACAAGGCCGGUGCCCUUAUGCAAGCUGAGGAGCGAAACACGGGAUCCGUGUCGAUGCACGUCUACAUUUCGUACCUCAAGUUUGGCCGUGGAACGUACAUGGUCCCGAUUUGUGUGGGGAGCAUCGUGCUCAUGCAGGUGGCCAACAUUCUCAACUCGUACUGGCUGAUUUGGUGGCAGCAGAACCACUUCAACAAGCCCGUCGGCUUCUACAUGGGCAUCUACGCCAUGCUCGGUAUCGUCAUGACCAUGUUCACCUUCGUCAUGGGCUGCGCCAUGGGCUUCCUCAGUUACUAUGCCUGUAAAAAGGUCCAUCACGAGGCGAUCCAGCGUGUUGUCUACGCACCCAUGGCUUGGCUCGAUGUGACACCCAUCGGUCGAAUUAUGAAUCGAUUUUCGAAAGACGUCGAUGUGGUCGAUAACCAGCUGGCUGAUGCGGUUCGUAUGGCCGCCAACACGCUUGCAUCGGUGGCAGGUGCCGUCAUCCUGAUUACGAUUCUCACGCACUACUUUGUGAUUGCCGUUGCAGUCGUCCUCGUCUUUUACUUUUUCGGAGCGCUCUUCUACCGCUCGUCGGCACGAGAAGUCAAGCGUCUGGAUGCUCUGCUGCGAUCCAAUCUCUAUUCGCACUUUUCUGAGACCCUGUCCGGUCUUGCAACUAUCCGGGCGUAUCGCGAAACCGACACUUUCGUCAAGGAGAACCAGAAGCGCAUGGACAUUGAGAAUCGUGCUUACUACCUCAGCAUCACGAAUCAGCGCUGGCUCGGCGUGCGGCUUGAUAUGCUCGGCGCGCUCUUGGUGCUCAUCGUUGCACUUCUCACCACGGCUAGUUCGACACCUAUCACGGGCGGUAACGCAGGUAUUGCGCUCACGUACAUGUUGACCGUCGCUCAAGCGUUCUCUUGGAUGACGCGUCAGAUUGCCGAGGUGGAGAACGAUUCAGCGUCAGUUGAGCGAUUGUUGUACUACGCCGAGGAGCUUGAGCAAGAAAAGGCGCAGACCCGACCUGACAAUCCCAUGCGCGAAUCUUGGCCCGAGGAAGGUCGCAUAUCAUUUAAGGACAUCUGGCUCACUUACCGACCUGGGCUGCCAUCGGUGCUCAAGGGCAUCUCUUUCGAGGUAGGGAGUGGCGAAAAGGUCGGCAUCGUCGGUCGAACCGGUGCAGGUAAAAGCUCGCUGUUGACGGCGCUACUGCGUCUUGUGGAGCUCAGCAAAGGUUCGAUCGAAAUCGACGGCGUCGAUGUGGGCCAUAUCGGAUUAGAGGACUUGCGGCGCAAACUAGCCAUCUUGCCACAGGAGCCGUUGCUAUUCAGUGGAACGCUGCGAAGCAACCUUGAUCCUUUCGGUAUUUACGACGAUGCACGUCUCAACGAUGCGCUCAAGCGUGCCUAUCUCAUCGGGGACGACACGCAUACGCACGGCGCGGCGACCCCUGUGAUACCCGUUUUAGAAGCCGGAAGCGAAACGGGCUCGGUCGAAGAGGACGAGAAGAAAGUGGUUUCGGCUUCAGGCGAUUCGUCACCUGGCCGAUCCAUCACGCGCAUCAGCCUCGACACGGUCAUCGAAGAAGAAGGAGCCAAUCUGUCCGUUGGUCAGCGUUCUCUCGUUUCGCUCGCCAGAGCCUUGGUGAAGAAUUCCAAGAUUAUUCUGCUUGAUGAAGCCACCGCCUCAGUCGACCUCGAAACCGACGCCAAGAUCCAGCAAACGAUUCGCGAAGAGUUUGCCAACCGCACCAUACUUUGCAUCGCCCACCGUCUGAGAACGAUUCUGUCGUACGAUCGCAUCGCGGUGUUCGACAAGGGCGAGCUGGCAGAAUAUGCAAGCCCGUUGGAACUGUUUGAUCGCCCCGAAGGCAUCUUUCACAGCAUGUGUGUGAGAAGCAACAUUACGCGCGAGGAGAUCGUACGCAAUGCACAACUGGGAAGUGCUUUCCAGUAA
This is a messenger RNA of Mycosarcoma maydis (corn smut), 4845 nucleotides long. RefSeq names its product putative ABC transporter. The record is from RefSeq and is a predicted model, not a curated record. Gene Ontology annotation, cellular component: membrane. The transcript has a single exon. Lineage: Eukaryota; Fungi; Basidiomycota; Ustilaginomycetes; Ustilaginales. Bases 1 to 4845 code for a protein of 1614 amino acids. Gene Ontology annotation, biological process: transmembrane transport. Gene Ontology annotation, molecular function: ATP binding; ABC-type transporter activity; ATP hydrolysis activity.